CCUACUGUGUAGUACCCCCGAGUCGCAUUGUCUCUCGAAGUGAUGACUGAAGCUUGCCUCCUCCUCGUACAAAUAUGCGCCAACACUGGCGACGAAGACUGGAUACUUCCUGUCCCAUAUCUCAAUGGAUGAUCACGUCCAAGGCGCAAGUUCCGGAGCUCAACUUGUGUCCGUCCCACUGCGGCCGCUAACGUCUGAGACGACAUGCCUCAAGCUUGUCUCUCCUGCGUUGUCAAAUGGAUGUAGCCUUGCUAUCUUCAGUCGCAAGCAUGGGGAAGCCAAUCGACUCGCGAACAAAUCUCCAUGAAUAUACAUACUGAACGUGCACUGACUGUUCUCCAUUUCCACGUCUGGCAUCUAGCGAAGGCCGCUUCUUAAGACACGUCUCCACACAUCAAAUGAUUGUUACUGUGACUUCGCAGCCUAUUGCCGCGGCCAAAGCAAGGACCCCUGGGAACAUCUCGCGCCAUCUAGGGAUCGUCUUGUGAAAUCCUGGUUUCGCGUUUUCAAUGCACGAUGACGAAAUAUUUGCACCGGUCCACGAGACUCAUAUAAAUGGUGUCAAUGCUCAUAAUCUAAUCACACCAUUCGACACGCACUACCAUGGCGCCGGUUGCAACUGAACUCGCCCAAUCCACCUCUGAGCGGAUUCAGUCUCUCAAGGAACAAGCUAAAGCCGAUGAAGAUGUGUCCGUCUUCAAUCCCUUCUACUCCCCUUCAAUUGGAGACGAUGGGGAUGCGUCAUAUGAACAUGCUCAGUACAAGCCGUUCUUUCCCAAAGUGUCCUGGCCACCCUUGACGGAGGUCGAAGUUGUUGACCGCGCUCAAUUCGCCGAUCCCUCUAAGAAGAAUCUGCUCGGCGCGGCAAGCAAAGUCAUCACUCUCAACCCCACUAUCGGGACGGAGCUGCACGGCAUCGACCUGCGCCAGCUUUCUGAAGCGCAAAAAGACGAGCUGUAUGUUUUUCUCCGCUUCGAAGAGCAUUCGCUGAGUAUUCGCAGUGCGCUGCUUGUUGCAGAACGAGGAGCAGUCUGCAAGUCAUCCCUCGUUUGUUCCUUAUCUUCAGAGCUAACGAGCCAUCCCUGCAGUCUUCCGAGACCAAGAGAUCGAUAUCAACGGACAACUGGAGCUCGCCCGUCACUUCGGACCUCUGCACAAGCAUGCGACGACGCCUAUUCCUCAGAUCGGCCUGGAGGAAGUACAUGGUCCGUCCCUGUCGUGUACAAUGACUCUUCUCGUCGCCCGGAUCCUGCUGCAUUCUCAGCCCUAGAACUGUGGCACAGCGACGUCUCGUACGAACUGCAGCCACCGAGUACGACGUCGCUUAAAGUCAUUGCGGGCCCCGAGUACGGAGGAGACACGCUCUGGAGCUCAGGAUACGCCCUGUUCUCGUCAUUCAGCCCGGGCUUCCAGAAAUACCUCGAGGGCUUGAGCGCAGUGCACAGCGGUGUUGCACAAGCCGAAGGAUCCCGUGCUGCUGGACUGCACGUUCGCAGAGAACCCGUCGAAUCCGUUCAUCCCGUUGUCCGUGUUCAUCCGGUCACAGGAUUCAAGAGCAUCUAUGUUAACCCGGGAUUCACACGCCGUAUCGUUGGCGUGCCAAAAGCGGAAUCCGAUGCGCUGCUGCAGCUGCUGUUCCAACAGCUAUCGCAGAACCCUGAAUUCCAGGUUCGCUUCCGGUGGGAAAAAAUUCGGUUGUCUUCUGGGUUUGUAGACAAUCGCAUUGUCACGCACUCGGCUACAUUCGACUUUUGGCCUGCGCGCCGGCACGCUCUUCGCGCAACUCCCCACGGCGAAAAGCCGAUUUCAGUGGCUGAGUAUGAGGCAUCUGGAAAAGUCGCCAAGGACCGCCGCAUCGAGGUUUGGCGGCAACAGGGCUUGGAGCCGCCCCAUGUUGGCGGCGGACCGGCCAAAGUUCGCGGGUACAAUGAUUGAGAGCUGUAAAUGUACAUAUGUAAAAGUAGAUCCAGUGAAACAAGACAAGAGAAUCACAACGUUUUCAACGA
Mycena citricolor is the source of this 2006-nucleotide messenger RNA. The record is from the annotation of a GenBank genome assembly. Lineage: Eukaryota; Fungi; Basidiomycota; Agaricomycetes; Agaricales; Mycenaceae.